GUUAUAGUGGGCAUUUUCCUAGGGUCCUAGAGAGAGAAUGGAGGAAGAAGAUGUGAGAGUAGGUGCCAACAGGUACAGAGAAAGGCAAGCUAUAGGAACAGCAGCUCAGAGCCAAGAUGGAAGAGACUACAGAGAGCCACCUGCUGCAUCAUUGUUUGAGGCUGGUGAGCUAUCUUCAUGGUCAUUUUACAGAGCAGGCAUUGCAGAGUUUGUGGCCACUUUCUUGUUCCUUUACGUCACCGUUUUGACUGUCAUUGGGGUGGCUAAAUCUCCCUCCAAGUGCUCCACUGUUGGUGCUCAAGGCAUUGCGUGGGCUUUUGGUGGCAUGAUCUUUGCUCUUGUUUACUCCACUGCCGGUAUCUCAGGAGGGCAUAUAAAUCCAGCAGUAACAUUUGGGCUGUUUCUGGCAAGGAAGGUGUCACUAACGAGGACAUUGAUGUAUAUCAUAAUGCAGUGCUUGGGUGCCAUUGCCGGAGCUGCCGUGGUUAAGGCCUUCCAACCACAUACCUAUGAGAGACUUGGUGGUGCUGCUAACACACUCACUUCUAGCUACUCUAAAGCCACUGGCCUUGGAGCUGAGAUCCUAGGCACAUUUAUUCUGGUUUAUACUGUCUUUUCUGCUACUGAUGCCAAGCGAAAUGCCAGAGACUCUCACGUUCCAGUGUUGGCACCAUUGCCUAUAGGGUUUGCUGUGUUUGUGGUGCAUUUGGCUACAAUUCCUCUGACAGGGACAGGGAUCAACCCAGCUAGAAGUCUUGGCGCUGCUCUUGUCUUCAACAACCACCAAGCUUGGCAUGAUCAUUGGAUCUUCUGGGUUGGGCCUCUCAUAGGGGCAGCUCUCGCAGCAUUGUACCAUCAGAUAGUGAUAAGGGCUAUCCCCUUCAAGUCAAACUGAAGCAUUUUCUGGAAGCAAUUCAUAACCAUAAUUGCUUGUGUCUCUGAAGCCUCUCUUCAUUUCUUCUACAUAUAUAUAUAUAUAUAUAUAUAUAUUUCUCUUCUGUAUCGGGUUUCAGCGGGUUUCAUUUUGUAUUUAACAGCACACACACACACAUAUAUAUAUAUAUAUAUUUCUCUUCUGUGUCGGGUUUCAUUUUGUAUUUAACAUCUUCUCUGCACUUAGUAGCAAUGGCAGGGAUAUAACUGCUCGUCCUGUCCUGUUCACAUUAUAUAGCAUCAGUUUGUCCCAUUGAAUAAUCUUCAGAAGAUAAAUACAUUAUCAUUAUAUGUUUGAA
Messenger RNA from Prosopis cineraria, 1232 nucleotides. RefSeq names its product aquaporin PIP1-2-like. Gene Ontology annotation, cellular component: plasmodesma; plasma membrane; vacuole. Lineage: Eukaryota; Viridiplantae; Streptophyta; Magnoliopsida; Fabales; Fabaceae. Gene Ontology annotation, molecular function: water channel activity. Bases 38 to 895 code for a protein of 285 amino acids. The record is from RefSeq and is a predicted model, not a curated record. Gene Ontology annotation, biological process: response to water deprivation; transmembrane transport. The transcript has 4 exons.